Messenger RNA from Vairimorpha ceranae, 8346 nucleotides. RefSeq names its product willebrand factor type a domain-containing aaa atpase. The record is from RefSeq and is a predicted model, not a curated record. Gene Ontology annotation, biological process: ribosomal large subunit assembly; rRNA processing. The transcript has a single exon. Gene Ontology annotation, cellular component: preribosome, large subunit precursor. Bases 1 to 8346 code for a protein of 2781 amino acids. Lineage: Eukaryota; Fungi; Microsporidia; Nosematidae. Gene Ontology annotation, molecular function: ATP binding; ATP hydrolysis activity.
AUGAAUAAAGAAUUAACGGAAAAAACAGUCAAAAACUAUAAUAAAAUAAAAAUAGAUGCAGAGCUUUAUAUAGAUCUUAAAGUUUCAGUCUGCUUUUAUGGAGAGGUUGGUAGAACAAAUUUUAUUAAGACUAUUGUAAAAGAUUUGAUAAUUAUUGAUGCUAGAGAAAUUUUGGAUUUUAAAAAUUUGUCAGGGUUUUAUGCUCUUGAAUAUGGAGAAAUAACAUUUGUAGAUGGAAUUCUUAUAUCUGCUAUGAAAGAAGGUAAUAAUAUUCUAUUUAAAAAUAUUGAUAAUAACUUUAAUUUAUUAUAUUUUUUAAAUUCGGUAAUAAAGCAGAGAAUAAUAACAAGUAGUAAAGGAGAAGUAGUUAUGGCGCACAAUAAUUUUAAUUUAUUUUUUACCUCUGAAAACAUAUUUAAAGCACACGAUUUGCAUUUUGUAGGACCUAUUGUUUAUUCCUUUAAAGAAGUACUAAAAAAUAAUAAGCUGUUUACUAAAUUUACAUCUCUUAUUAUUGAAAAUGUUCAUACUAAGUGUGAUAAUGAUGAAUUUGGAUUUUGUUAUAAAUCUUGUUUAUCAGGUAAUUUGGUGUGUUUUGAUGGGGUGACAUUAUGUUUUUCAGAAGAUAGAAAUUUAUGCAGUUUUCACUACAAAAAAAUUUUGCAAAUUUUGCCAUUUUUGAAAAUGAAAAAUUAUACUGUUGAUAAUCGAACAUUUUUAUAUGAAUCAUGUAUUAAUUUAUUUUUUAAACAUGACUCAGAAGAACUUUUAUCAAUUUUGAAUCUUAAUUACUAUCCAAAUGUUAUUAUUUAUGAUUUAAAUACCGUUAAAACUUAUGCUUACAAAUUAGCAAUACGAAAUGUCCUUAAUAACUUAAAAUUAAAUAGGUGUACUUUACUAGUUGGUGAAACUGGUGUAGGAAAAACUUCAGUUAUUCAAUAUAUCUGUAAUAAUGCUCAGCAGUAUUUUGGUUAUAAUACAACUCUUAAAAUUAUAAACAUGUCUCCAGAUAUAGAUGGUUUUGAUUUAAUUGGUGGUUAUAAAACAUUAGAUAUUUCUAAACAAAUUAGUGAUUUGUACUCUAGGCAUAAUAUAGUUAAACCUAAAAUUUUUGAUAAUAAAAUGUUGUUAAACUUUUUAAAAGAUAAAAUAGAUGAUAUUGAAAUUUUGUUUUUAGAAAAAUGUAUUGAUUAUAAAGCAAAUUUUAUAUGGAAAGAUGGGAUUUUAAUUGACGCUAUCAGAAAUGGAUACUGGAUUUUAUUAGACGAAAUAAAUUUGUGCAGUGAUGAAACGUUGGACAUGAUUGACUCUUUGUUAUCAAAGAGGGAAAUUAUUAAUUAUGAAAAAAAGAAUUUUGAAAAAAUUGAAAUUCACAAAAAUUUUAGGCUUUUUGCAUGCAUGAAUCCUGGAAAUGAUUUCGGAAAAAAAGAUUUUAUUUCUAACAAUUUUAACAGAAUUAAUUUUUUUGAUUUUACUGAUAAUCUUAUUGAUAUAAAAUUAGUUGCUAAAAACACGAUUUCUGAGAUGUUUUCUAGCGACGUAUUAGAUAGUUUUUGUACUAUUUUUUUUGAUGUUAAACAAAUGAUUAAAAAAAGGAUUUUGACAAACAAACUUGAGCCUAUAAUUUCUGGAAGAACUCUCAUCAGAUGUCUUAAUGCAUUUAAAAAUAAUACAUAUCUAAAGAAUAUUGAUAUUAUCUCGGUUUUUAUAUUAACUCAAUUUGAUUUGCAUAGUCGAUCAAUAGUUUAUUCUAAAUUUAGCAAUAUUUUUGACGAAACAAACUUAAAAAUUGUGCCUACGUAUCAAGAAGAUGAUUAUAUUUGUACUUCUAAAACACAGUUAUUAAUGCAUGAUAUUAAAAUAUGCAUCCAUUUAAAUCAACCUUUACUUUUGCAGGGUGAUACAUCUACAGGAAAAACCAGUAUAAUUUUUUAUUUAGCUAAGAGAUACGGUCAGAAAGUUAUUAGAAUUAAUAAUCAUGAGCAUACAGAAUCUUCUGAUUAUUUAGGAAAUUAUGUUACAACACCUACUGGUUUUGAAUUUAAAGAAAGCUUAUUUAUAAAAGCAAUACGAAAUGGAUGGUGGGUAAUUCUAGAUGAAUUAAAUUUGGCACAGAGUGAGGUUUUAGAAGUUUUAAAUAGGCUAUUAGAUGACAAUAAGGAAAUAUAUUUACCCCAAAAAGACGAACUAAUAAAAUCACAUCCAAACUUUAGGUUAUUUGCAACGCAAAAUAUCAAUUAUGGCGGAAGGAAAGGAAUUAGCAAAGCUUUGAGAAAUAGAUUUAUUGAAAUCUUUUUUCCUGAGCAUUCUGAAUCUGAAAUUUUAGAAAUUUUACAUUUAAAGACUAAAUUGCCUAAAAGCUUUUGUACACACAUGGUAAAAGUUUUUGAAAAACUUAAAGGGUUGAGAAAUAUUGACUACUUGAUGACACUUAGAGAUCUAUUUAAAUGGGCGAAAAGAAUACCAAGAACUCUUUAUGAAGUUUAUGAAACUGGGUUAUCUAUUAUUUAUGAGAAGCAACGACUGGAUGAAGAUAAGAAAAAAGUUUUAGAAAUUUUUAAAAAUGUUUUUACUAAAAUUGAUAAUUAUAAUCAUUUGUAUGACACAAAUGAUUUUUUUAAAAUUGAGUCAAACAUGAUAGAAAAGUUUAGUAAUCACAUGAUUUUGACAAAAACAAUUCUUAAAUUAAUUAAGCUAAUUAAUGCUGCCAUAUUAUGUAAUGAACCUGUUUUACUUAUAGGUGAAACAGGUAUUGGAAAAACAAAGAUUUGUGAAAUAUUUGCAAAAAUUUAUGGAAAGAAAUUUGUAUUUCUUAAUAUGCACAGCGGUAUAGAAAGUUCUGACUUUACUGGAAAUUUUAUGCUCUACGACAAGAAAAUAAAAUGGCAAAAUGGUCCACUUUUAAGUUCUGUUAUUGAAGGAAAUUUUUUUUUAAUUGAUGAAAUAAAUCUUGCUGAAGAUGCAGUACUUGAAAGACUUAAUAGCUUAUUGGAAGAUAAAAGAGAGAUAUUUGUAACUGAAAUUGAUCAAAAUUUUAUAGCACAUGAAAGUUUUGUUUUAUUUGCUACAAUGAAUCCCGGAACAGAUUUCGGCAAAAGAGAACUAAGCUUAGCCUUAAGAAAUAGAUUUACCGAAAUUUAUUAUUCCCUUCCUGCCUCGGAAAUGUGUGAAAUUUUUGAUACAAUGCUGGUUAAGAGAAAUUUAGUUAAUUUUAAAUUUACUAAAGAUUUGAUUUUAAAAGCGCAUUCUUUGCGAAAUUUUGAAUUAUUUUGCGAAUUUUUAGGCUGUGUUAAAAAUCAAAAUUUACUUGUUAAAAUUAGCGAUAAGAUUUCACAGCAGGAAAUAUUACAAGAAGCGAAAAAUUUGGCUUUUAGCUCUAUUGAAAAUAAUUGUGACUUUAUUUUUAAAGAUUCUUUGAAAGUUUUAUCUAUUUAUCCUUUUUUAAUUGAAAAAAAAGCAGAUUCGAAUUUUGAUUUUGAGAAUAAAACAACAUUAUGUAAUUUAAAAAAGAUUUUACGAGCUCUGGUUGUUAACAAAGGAAUUUUAUUAGAAGGAGAACCUGGUGUAGGAAAAACAAGUAUUAUUUUUAACCUAUCAAAAAUAGUUGGUAAAAGAUAUAUUAGAAUUAAUUUAUCAGAACAGACGGAAUUAUCCGAUCUAAUAGGUACUUUUUUACCUGUUGGAAACGAAGUUAAAUUUGUCAAAAGUCAAUUAACGAAAGCCUUAGAGCUUGGUUGGUGGAUUAUCUUAGACGAAAUUAAUCUUUGCUCUCAAAGUGUUAUAGAAGGUUUAAAUUCUGUUUUAGAUUAUAGAAAAAGACUAAUUUUACCAGAAUGUACAAUUUAUGUUCAUCCUGAAACUAAAAUUUUUGCAACUAUGAAUCCUUUUAAUAAUUUAAAUGGACGUAAAAUUUUACCUAAAAGUUUUAGGGACAGAUUUGUUAAUAUUUACAUGAAUGAAUACAAUAUUGACGAUAUAAAAAAGAUUUUACAAAAAUCUUUUAAAAAUUAUAAAUUGUUUCCUAAUUGUUCAUUAAGAGAAAACAUUAAAAGAAAUAUUUGUAUUGUUUCAGAAAAAGAAAUUACAUAUAAAAUUAUUGAUAAAUCGUUUAUAUUUGGAAAUUUUAAUUUUAAUAUAGAAAAUGCUAAUAUUUCUUCUGAAUAUGUGUUUAUACAUUCACAACUAAAACAACUCGAAAUAAUAUUUAAUGCAGUUUAUUAUAAAAUUCCAUUAAUUAUUGAUGGUGGUUUCGGAAUUCAGUCAUUGAUUAAAUUUUUAUCACAAUUAUUUGAUAUUCCAAGUUAUGAUUUAAUCUGUCAUAAAGAUAUUGACACUACUGAUUUAUUGGGACAAUAUUAUAAAAAUGAAGAUGGUGUAUUUGUAUGGAGGGAUUCUUUAUUAAUUCAAAAUGUCAUCUCAGGAUCACUUUGUAUUUUUUAUAAUCCCGAAUUGAUUGAGAAAUGUAUAUUUGAUAGAUGUAAUUCACUGUUUGAAAGUGAUCGGUUUAUUAAUAUUUAUGAAAAAGGAAUUGAUACAGAUGUUUUGGUCAACGAGAAAACCAGAUUUGUAUUAUUGGUAGAUAAUUUAGUAAAUUUAUCUCCAGCUCUAAUAGACCGAUGCAUAGUUGUUAAGUUAUCAAAUGUGUUGUCAUAUAUCGACGUUUGGAAAAUUUUUUUUAGAGAAAAAUCGACCUAUUCAGCCAAUUUUCAAGUUAUAAAAGAUGAAUUAUUAGACAAAAAAUGUAAUAAGAAGUUAAAACUUGCAAAUAUUAAUUUUUCUGAUUGGGUUAAGAACGAACCCGUCCCUUUUGAGAAUAUAGAUCUUGCUUAUAAAAAAUUUAAUAGAUUAUCUGAAAUUCCAAAUUUUUUUGUAAAAAAUCUAAGUAAUAUUUAUAAUGAGAUUUUUGAGUCAAACAUUGAUGAAAUGUUUAAGUUUUAUAAAAAAGAUAUUUUUUUUGAUGAGACUAAAGUUCAAUAUAUUGAAUUUUAUAAAAAUAUAAAUUUUAAUAUUCGAGUAGGUAAGAAUGACAGAGAAAAGUUACAAAUUUUAAAAAAUAUAGAAAAAGGGAAUGAAAAUAUAAAAGCACUUACUUUUAUCAAAAAUUUAAAUUUAGAAGUUUUGAGCAUGAAAAAUGCCAAUAAAAAUGAAUGUGAACUUAGUAUUCCAUUAACUAUACAAGAACUCAAAGAAGAUUUACUAUUUUCUUACAAGGAUAAAUCACUAAAAGAUAUUCACCCAUUGAAUAUAUUAUCUUUACUAGCAGCAGAUAUAAAUUUGAUCUUUAUUAUAAAUUUUGAUGAUCAAUAUUUUGAUAUGUUAUUAAACCUUAAAACUGAUCCACUUCUUUGCUACAAAGAAUAUCUUACGUGGGAAAAACAAAUGAAAGAAAACGAUAUUUUACAGAAUAUUUAUGAUAAUAUUAAAUCUAUUUAUAAAUAUGGAAGAGGAGAAAUUUCUAGUUUAUUACAUGAACUAGAGAUUCUUAAUAACAAUUUUUCUAUAGAAAUUUCAAAAAUUAAUAUAAAAUUAGAUAGAAAUUUUGAGGAGUUCAAAAGUAAGUUUUUGAAUUUAGAUUUAUGUUCUUAUUAUUCAGACAAUUGCAAUUAUAGUUUGUUUAAUAGAUUUGAUGAUAUUUUAGAUUAUUACUUAUUAUUUUUAUAUAAUUUAAGAAAAUAUUCAAAAAGGUGUUUGGGAUUUUGUAAAAAAUUAAUAAAUACGCAAAAUUUGACCUAUGAAGAUUAUCUAAGAAAUUUAAAAAAUUUUGUUUUUGAAGAAGAAGAAGAAGCAAAACAUGUAUCUUAUAAAAAUGUUGUAGCAAAUUUUUUGCACAAUAAAGAAUUGUUAAAUCAUCUUAAGGAUUUUAAUUAUACUAAGUUCUCAGAUUAUUUAUGUAAGUUUAUUUAUAAUAUCAGAUACAAAAAAGGUUUAGAUUUGUCAAAUUUAAUUUUUGAAGCUUGUAUUUACAAGAACGUGUUUUUUAAUUGCAUAGAAGGAAUAGAUCCUCAAUGUCAGCUACCAGAAUUAUACAUUAAUGAAUGUCUGAAAGAUAUUUCUAAAGUCAAAGAAACUGCUCAAAUUUUAGAUAAUAGACAAUUUACUUUAUAUUAUACUUAUGAUUUAGUUAACUUAAUCAGUUCACUAAGUCAUUUGUCAAUAUUUAUUAAGCCUGAAGAUCUUUAUGAAAAAAUAAUUGAAUAUUUGAAAACUAAUAAAGUGCAUAAAACAUUGGCUGAUAAUAUUUUGUCGAUAAAUAAUCUCGAAGAAAAAAUUUCAGAUUUCGUUUUAGAUGAAAGAAAAGUGUUUAAUGAUAUGAAUAUUGCAUUGAAAAAAAUUACUAAAUACUUUAAAAAUUCUGAUUCUUUGACAUGGCCUACAAAUUAUAAGUAUUUUUUAUAUUUAGAAAUACAUAAUCUGACACCAGAGAUGGCAGAAAGAUAUUUUUUUGACUGUCAAGUUUACGAAUUUUAUGAUAGAAUGAAAUUUGCAGAAUUAAAGGCAAUUGACUCAAGAUCUGUAUUAUUUUAUAAUCUUGUAUUGCAAUAUAAGGCAUUUGAAAUAGAAAGUCAAGUUAAUAAAAAAAUUAAUGAAGCUAGAAAUAAACUUAGAAAAGAACCUAAAUUGUUUGAAAAGAUUAGAAAUGAAGUUAUUGAGUUUGUUACAUUACCUACUACAAAUAUUUUAGAUUUAAGUUUUAAUAAACCGCAAUGUUGUUGUAAAGAUGUUAAUAUUAAUUUGAUUUUAUAUAAGUUUACAAAGGAUAUAGCAGAUAAGUGUAUUUGUGAAAGAUUUAUUAAUUUAGCUGAAGACUUUAACAGGAACGCUAUACAAAAUAUGUUAGAUGGAAUGGUAUUUCAAAAUGUAAUACCGUGUUAUUCAAAAAAAUAUCUAAUUACUAAAUUUUACAAUAGAAAGGUAGAUGAUAAAUUUUCUUACAAUGAAAUAUGCCUUUCUAAGGUAAUAAAUAAAAUAACAGAAGAUUCUACACAUCUUAAGUUAAUAUCAUUUGCUUUGGAAAAUCCAUUUCCACCAUUUCUGUAUUUUAUUUUUCACUUUGCAGAUGACAAUUCAAAUGAAUAUGAAGACGGCACAGGAAUAAAAGGUGGAACUGGAGAGAAAAACAUUAGUGAUAAAAUCGAAGAUCAGGAUGAGAUUAGUGACGAAUAUUCCAAUAAAAAUAAUGUAGAAGAAGAAGAUGGUAUUGAUUUUGAAAAUGAAGGAUCAAUGUCAACAGUAGAUGAAUCAGAAGAUAAAAAUAAUGACAUAGGAGUUGAUGGGAACGAAGAUAGCGAACAAAAAGAAAAUGUAGAAGAAAAAGAAGAUGAAGAAAAUUAUAAUUUUGAAGAUAAUGAAGGAGUCGGUGAAAGUUCUGAUGGAUUUGAUGAAGGUAUUGAAGAAGAAAACAAUGGAUCAACAUGUUCAGAAAACGAACAAGCCGUUAAUGAUCCCUUAAUUAAUCAAAAUGAGGAGUUAUUGUUAGAUCAUAAAAAUGAUGUGAUAACAGAGUAUCAAUAUAAAGAAGGACAACUUAAUCAAAAUCAGACAUGCGAAGAAGCAGUUGAUUAUGACAGAAAAGUUUUUGGAGAAAAUUUAGAAGAAGCAUUGUGCCCAGGGGAAGGCAUAGAGGAAAUAGAGGGCAAUCAAAAUAAAGGAGAAAAAGAAUCAGUUGAUCACGUUUUAGAUAUUUCUUACAAAGAGUCGACCUCCGAGAAAUUGAUAUUAAUGCUUAGAAAUAUUUUAGAAUCAAAUAAAUACAGUAAGUUUAUAGGAGAUUAUAAAUCAGGCAAAAAAUUAAACUUAAAAAGACUUAUUCCAUAUAUUGCUAGUGAUUAUAGGAAGGAUAAGAUAUGGAUGAAAAGAAGAAGAAGUGAUAAAAAAGAAUAUAUUAUAAGAAUAUUUAUAGAUAAUAGUAAAAGUAUGUACAACCAAGAGAUGGUUAAUAUAUUAUUUAUCUUGUUUUCUCGAUUAAAAAACUCUUUUAAAGCUCUUAACAUUCCUGUACAACUUUAUAGGUUUGGUAAUAUUUUAGAAGAAUGCGAAAUUCAAGAUAUGACAUUUACAGACAAUGAAACUAAUGUUGACUGGAUCGAAGAAUUUAAAGAUGGUGUUAAUAUUGUAUUAACAGAUGGUAUCUUUCAGAAGACAGGUUUUUAUAAUAAGAAUUUUUUAGUAAUAUUAAUAGACAAGAAUGAUAUUUGUAACAUGUCAAAGGUGUCUGUUACUGAUGGAAAUAUUUUUAUACAAAAAUAUUUAGAAUUAUUUAGCCUUAGAUAUUGCGUCAUAAAAAAUAUUGAAGAAUUAGAAAGUACCUUUAUACUAGCACUAUCUGAAUUAAUUAAAAAUUAUUAA